Rhododendron vialii is the source of this 2048-nucleotide messenger RNA. RefSeq names its product glutathione S-transferase U17-like. Gene Ontology annotation, biological process: glutathione metabolic process. Bases 1065 to 1748 code for a protein of 227 amino acids. The record is from RefSeq and is a predicted model, not a curated record. The transcript has 2 exons. Lineage: Eukaryota; Viridiplantae; Streptophyta; Magnoliopsida; Ericales; Ericaceae. Gene Ontology annotation, molecular function: glutathione transferase activity. Gene Ontology annotation, cellular component: cytoplasm.
UUUGCCACACGUUAUACAUUAGUGGGAGUUAAGGGAGUUUAUUGUUAUUUGGACAUUAAGGUCUUUUGGGUGCUGGGCUUUGUCCCUCGGGUUUUCUCAUUGGUUGGCAUAAUCAAGGGCUUGGGUCUCGGAUAUACACUUGUUGCUCUUCUCCUGUUCCCUUUGGUUUUUGUUUUUACAUUCAAAGAUUAAUAAAAUCUUUUUCGCCUUUAAAAAAAUAAGGCGAGAGUUAGCAAGUUAGUGUACAAGGGAUUCAGAGGCUGUUCAUAGCCCUGAAACCACAAACGCCAAUGACAAGGCUCGAAUCCUGGUCUCCCACAAGGAGAGAAGCAAUAGAUGCCAACUGGGCUAGAACCCAUUGAAUUGAAAAUAUAGACUUUAGUCCACUAAUUAGUGAAAAUGCACCAAUAUAUCAUGAUUACAACAACUAAGUUCCGCUAAGGAAUUUUUGGGCUUUUUCUAGUUUUGUCUGUCUUUAAUUUUCUUUAAUUUUUUUUUUUCGCGUUUGUCAAUUUUGUGCCUCAUUUUUUUAGUUUUUCAUUUACUCAAAUAUUUUUGAAAAUAUCCUAGAUAAAUUCCAAAAAGCCAAAAAAUUCGGCCUUAUUUUGAAUAUUUUAAAAAACAUUUGGAUAAAAAUCAUAAUUGUUAUUUUAAAUUUAAAAAUUACAAAUAAAUAUUUAAUUUUAAGAACCCUUAAAGCGGAACAUACCAUAAUUCAGUAGGAGUAGAACUCCAACCUGAGCUCAUCUUCCUUUUCCAAAAUCACCGUGACGCAUUCAAUGACGCAGGGGACUCCUUCCAAUGGAAGUGUCUAGAAAUUCUAUGUAGCACCAUUGCAUAUUAGCAUUUCUGCAAACAAUAAUAGUAUCUAGAAAACUGUGGUCGCGACCUUCUGUAGCACCAUAGUCAAAGUCAACAAAAGCCUUCUUCCUCUGCAAGCCAAAAGGCUCUAUAUAAAUUACCAAUAGCAGCCACUCCUUUACAUUCACCAUACCCAUUACUACAAAACCCCCUUUUAAUACUCAUUACAAACAGCCCGCUGUUACUUCAAGACACCCGUAUAAAUGGCACCGAGCGACGUGAAGGUUCUGGGUGCGGCGCCCAGCCCGUACGUGAACCGGGUUCAGAUCGCCCUCAACUUGAAACACGUCGACUACGAGUUUCUUGUGGAGGUAUUUGGGUCCAAGAGUGAGUUGCUACUGAAAUCGAAUCCGGUUCAUAAGAAAGUCCCGGUCAUGAUUCAUGGGGGGAAACCCAUUUGCGAGUCCCUUAUUAUUGUGCAGUACAUUGACGAGGUGUGGACCGAUGGCCCGGGUAUUCUCCCUACGGAUCCGUACGAUCGGGCCAUGGCCCGAUUCUGGGGUGCUUAUGUUGAUGAUAAGUGGUGGCCGACACUGAGGGGGAUUUGGAAAGCAGAGGGAGACGAGGCAAAAGCGGUAGCACUAGAGCAAUUUAUGGAAGGGAUGAUGCUGUUGGAGGAUGCUUUUGUCAAAUGUGGCAAAGGGAAGGACUUCUUUGGUGGUGACACAAUCGGGUACCUCGAUAUAGCCCUCGGGAGCUUCUUGGGGUGGGUUAGAGCUAUCGAGAAGAUGGCCAAUAUAAUGCUGCUCGAUGAAACCAAGACCCCUGGGCUAUUUGGAUGGGCCGAGAGGUUUGGUUCGAAUGUUGCUGUGAAAGAUGUCAUUCGGGAAACCGAGAAGCUUGUGGAGUAUGCAAAGAUGAUUGUUGCCAGAUCAAAAGCCCAGUAAUUUCCCCAAUUAGGUUGUCAUCAAGUCAAUAAUUUUGGCCGCGUAGAUUGCUCAAGUUGGUCUCUUUUUUUGUUUUGUUUUUCUUUUAAAUUUUGCUUUUUUUUUUUAUUCGGAGUUUUGUAAUUCAAUAAAUGGUCAUGUUAGUAGCAGUUUUUGGAGUUGCUUUAUAGCUUUUUCGUUUUGUUAUUCAGAGAGUAUGUGCUUGUUAUUCAGAGAGUAUGUGCCAGAGUGCUGUUUUCAUUUUUUGAUGUAACUCAUACCAAAUAGUAAUGGUUAUCUGUUAGAGGGUUGUGAUCAAAC